GCACAGAGAAGGGGAUCCUAAGGGACUGAACAAUUUAGGCCUACCUCUGUCGUAGAGUAAAAUAUCGACAUUAUAUUUUGCUGUUCUCGUUGUGCAAUAACCAUGUGGUCAUUUUGGAAGGAGAUAUCCAUCAGAGGUUAAGUCACCCGAAACGCCUUUUAUUAUGAAGAAAAAUAGCAACUGACUAACGAACGAGCAACAGCGAAGUCUGACAGUUGACUGGAAUCGAGUUUGCGGUUUGAUAUUACACCCCCCCCUCGAUACACGGUUCAGAUUAGUUUUAUAUUACUUGAAGUUGUAAACGACAUAGUAAUCGUUAAUAUUUUUGCGUUCAUGCAAGAAGAUAUGUGUGUGAAAGACAGCAGCCAUGAGUAGUGAGUGACCCGUGGGUUCCGUUGCUGUACGCCACGCUUGCUUUGCAUGAACCUGAAGUUGUCAAAAAAGCGAAGCUACAGAAUUCAAGGACUGUGUAGCACUUUUACAAGCUGCGCUUUCGGUGUUCUUUCAAUGCACGGGAAUAUAUCAUGUAUUUAGUAACUAGAUACAUCCAUAGUGAGUGUUACCGGAAGCGUAAUUCAAUUGAGAGUUGAUAGCUUUCAAAUCGCAUCAAACUUUGUGGCCUCCUGCCCAUUCAGCUAACGGUACCGUUAGCCAGCAGCUAGCUAACGUUUACUCCCCCUUUUCCUCUGCGACGCUAGAGACGCUGCGGAUUGUAUCAAAAACACUUGAAACGAAGACUCAAUGCGAUGCCAUUUAUUGCAAAGUGAGACUUUAACCUUUUGUUUAGCCACAAUGAUUCUCACGGUUGCGUUUGUUUGUGGCGAUUUUGAAUAUCCCUCGGACCUGUGCAGUUAACUAGCUGAAGCUAACCAGUGAGUUAGCUCGCUAACUAGCUAAGUUAGCUAGUAGUGAACACGUUGGACCCUCCGCCCAUUUUUCCGGGAUGAGCGUUUUUAUAUAUUUUUUGUUUACCUGUGGUUUAACUAACAAACCAAAACGACAGCUACACCUUGCCAGCUAAUUUUAAUCGAGUUGACUCGGAUUCUUCCCCGGACAGUUACUGUCUACUGUGUUUUUUUGUCGGUCGGAUAUUGACUAGAGUUGAGUCAAUAUGUGUCCGCGGACUUUCCUUGUGUUUUUGGUGACUGCUGUCUACGUAUGGAAUUGUCAGCAAACGAAUGGAGAAAGUACAGAAAUCUCCAAUGGGAUCUGCUCCAGUAAGGACAUCCGGAACAACGUGACCAACCUGCGCUCCCUGGAGAACUGCACGGUCAUCGAGGGCCACCUGAAAAUCAUCCUCAUGUUCAAGACCAAGCCCGAGGACUUCAGGGGUGUCAGUUACCCAAAACUGACCGUGGUCACAGACUUUCUGCUCCUGUUCAGGGUCUACGGUAUGGAGAGUCUCAAAGACCUCUUCCCCAACCUCACCGUGAUCCGAGGUAACAACCUGUUCUUCAACUACGCUCUGGUCUUCUUUGAAAUGCUGCAGCUCCGGGAUAUCGGUCUCCAUAGCCUGAUGAACAUCACCCGAGGAGCGGUGAGGAUCGAGAAGAACCCGGACCUCUGCUACCUCUCCACCCUGGACUGGUCCAAGAUCCUGGACACGGUGGAGGACAACUAUAUUGUGUCAAAUAAGAAUGACAGGGAGUGCGGGGACGUGUGUCCCGGGGCGCUGGCCAAGGGGAAGGCUACCUGUCAACAGACCACCAUCAAUGGGAACUUCAACGAACGUUGCUGGACGCACAAGCACUGCCAGAGAAUGUGUCCCACCAGCUGUAAGCACCGGGCCUGCACCAGAGACAACCAAUGUUGCCAUGAACAGUGUCUGGGAGGCUGCUCUGAGCCCCACAACAGCAGCAGCUGUGUUGCCUGCAAGAACCUCCAGCACCAGGAGGCCUGUGUGGACCGCUGUCCGCAGGGAUACUACACCUACAGGGGCUGGCGCUGCGUCCCCUUCUCCUUCUGCCAGGACCUCCACAACAAGUGUCAGCAGAGCAAGAACAGCGACUGUCACCAGUUCGUCAUCCACAAUGGAGCCUGUAUACCAGAGUGCCCCUCCGGGUAUACUACUGUAAACUCCUCCACGUUGGUCUGUACUCCGUGUGCUGGGCUAUGUCCUAAGGUGUGUAUGGGCCUGAAAAUGGUGGACUCUGUGACAGCAGCCCAGGCUCUGAGAGGAUGCACCGUUCUCAACGGCAGCAUGGAUAUCAACCUUAGAGGAGGAAAUAACAUAGCAGCAGAGCUGGAGGCUAACCUUGGACAGCUGGAGGAGAUUACAGGCUUCCUGAAGGUCCGGCGCUCCUACGCUCUCGUCUCGCUCUCUUUCCUCCGCAACCUACGGGUCAUCAGAGGGGACACACUGAUGGACGGGGGCUACUCGUUCUACGCACAUGACAACCAGAACCUGCGUCAGCUGUGGGACUGGACCCAACACAACCUGAGCAUCCUGCAGGGACGCAUGUUCUUUCAACUCAAUGCUAAGCUCUGCAUGUCAGAGAUACGCAAGAUGGAGGAGGUGACGGGCACCAGGGACAGGCAUACCAAGAACAACAUCGUAUCGAAGACCAACGGAGACCAGGCCUCCUGUGAGAACCAGGAGUUAAGGUUCACUCAGGUGCGUGCUACACAUGAUAAGAUCAUAAUCAAGUGGGAACCGUUUUGGCCUCCCGACUUCAGAGACCUGCUGGGCUUCAUGGUCUUCUACAAGGAAGCGCCUUACCCCAACGUGACAGAGUUUGAUGGCCAGGAUGCGUGUGGUUCCAACUGGGUGAUCAUUGACCUGGACCCCCCAGCCCGGGCAACAGAGGGAAACGCACAACAGGAGCCAGGUACCUUGAUCUUGGCUUUGAAGCCCUGGACGCAGUAUGCCAUCAUGGUCAAGACCCAGCUCUCUGCCUCUGAUGAACAUCAGGUCCUCGGGGCCAAGAGCAAGAUCACCUACGUCAGGACAGACGCCACCAAGCCCUCAGUGCCCCUGGAUCCCAUCUCCUCCUCCAACUCGUCCUCUCAGAUCCUCCUGAAGUGGAAACCUCCCACGGAUCCCAACGGGAACAUCACUCACUACCUGGUGUACUGUCAGCAGCAGCCCGAGGCCAGCGAACUCUACAAGUUCGAUUACUGUCAGAAAGGUAUGAAGCUGCCGUCGCGGGUGCCCACCCAGGUCGACAGUGACGAAGAGGCUAAGUGGAACCAGACUGAGGAUGAGGGUCAGGGUGGCCGCUGUUGUGCCUGUCCCAAAACAGAGAAACAACUGAAGAAGGAGGCUGAGGACUCAGAGUACCGCAAGACCUUUGAGAACUACAUCCACAAUGAGGUCUUCCUGCUCAAAUCAACCAGACAGCGCCGCUCAGCCAUGGGUGUAGCUAAUGAGACGCAGCCUGCGUUCGUGACAAAGCCCCCCACCCUGCCGGAAGGUUACUCCACCAGCGGCCCAGGCGAUGAUGAGGAUGGUGCGGAAAGCACUAAGAUCCAGCUGACUGUGUUCUCCAAGGAGUCCACGGUCAUCUCCGGCCUCCGACACUUCACCUCGUACCAGAUCGAUGUGUUGGCCUGCAACCACCCCACAAACCCCUCACGCUGCAGUAUGGCAGCCUUCGUCUCAGCUCGCACCAUGCCCGAGGACAAAGCAGAUGACAUCGUGGGCCCCAUCAGCUAUGAUGUGUCUGAGUACUCUGUUCAAAUCAAAUGGCUGGAGCCUAAAGCUCCCAAUGGAAUGAUCAUCCUGUACGAAGUCAACUACAAGAGACUGGGAGACACAGAGGAGUUGCACCACUGUGUGUCCAGGAAGAUGUACCAGCAGUCGGAGGGCUGCAGGCUGAGAGUGGUGCACCCUGGGAACUACACUGUGAGGAUCCGAGCCACGUCGCUGGCAGGAAACGGCUCCUGGACCGACCCCACACACUUCUACGUACAGGACCUCCGGGUGGACCCAUCCAACCUAUUGAUUAUCAUUGGUCCAGUCAUCUUCAUAGUUCUACUGAUACUGGUGGCAGCGGGAGGAUUCGUCAUGUUCAGGAAGAAGCAAACCCAGGGCCCCUCUGGACCCCUCUACACUUCUUCGAACCCAGAGUACCUCAGUGCUGCUGACAUGUACGAGCCAGAUGACUGGGAGGUGGGCAGAGAUAAGAUUAACAUCCUACGAGAGCUGGGUCAGGGCUCGUUCGGCAUGGUCUACGAGGGCAUCGCCAAGGACAUCGUGAAGGGAGAGCCAGAGACGCAUGUGGCAGUGAAGACGGUCAACGAGUCGGCCAGUCUGAGAGAGAGGAUAGAGUUCCUCAACGAGGCCUCCGUCAUGAAGGGCUUCACCUGCCACCAUGUGGUGCGUCUGAUGGGUGUGGUCUCUAAGGGCCAGCCCACUCUAGUUGUCAUGGAGCUGAUGACCCAUGGCGACCUGAAGAGCUACCUGCGCUGCCUCCGCCCCGACUCUGAGAAUAACCCUACUGGGAGCCCGCCCCCCACGUUGAGGGAGAUGGUCCAGAUGACAGCAGAGAUAGCAGACGGCAUGGCCUACCUCAACGCCAAGAAGUUUGUCCACAGAGACCUGGCCGCUAGGAACUGCAUGGUGGCGCAGGACUUCACUGUCAAGAUAGGAGACUUUGGUAUGACCAGAGACAUCUAUGAGACGGACUACUACCGUAAGGGAGGGAAGGGUCUGCUUCCUGUCCGCUGGAUGGCUCCUGAGUCUCUAAAGGAUGGAGUGUUCACCGCACACUCUGACUGCUGGUCAUUUGGGGUGGUGUUGUGGGAGAUCAGUACCCUAGCAGAGCAGCCGUACCAGGGCCUGUCUAACGAGCAGGUCCUGAAGUUCGUCAUGGAUGGAGGAUAUCUGGACCGACCAGACAACUGUGCUGACCGGCUACACAAUCUGAUGUCGAUGUGCUGGCAGUACAACCCCAAGCUGCGUCCCAGCUUCCAGGAGAUCAUUGAGAUGCUCCACAAGGACCUUCACCAGUCCUUCCAGGAGGUCUCCUUCUUCUAUAGCCAGGAGAACAAGCCUCCGGAGCAGGAGGACUUUGACCUAGACAUGGACAACAUGGAGAGCAUUCCCCUAGACCCAUCCUCUUACUCCCAGAGAGGGGACCACAGUUCCUCUUACUCCCAGAGAGGGGACCACAGUUCCUCUUACUCCCAGAGAGGGGACCACAGUUCAUCUUACUCCCAGAGAGGGGACCACAGUUCCUCCUACUCCCAGAGAGGGGACCACAGCUCUGAGCGGGACGAGGCGGGUUCGUCACUGGGGUUGAGACAAAACAACUACGAGGAACACAUCCCGUACACACACAUGAACGGGGGAAAGACUAACGGACAACAGACACUAGCACUCCCUCGGUCUAGUCCCUCCUAACAGAACAUUAAAUGGGGGUAAGGGUCUAGUCCAGGGGUUUGCAACUCCAGUCCUCUGGGGCCUGAUUGGUGUCAUACUUUUUCUCCAUCCUAUCAAACACAGCUGAUUAAUCAAAUUGCGUUCUAAACUGAAGAUCAUGAUUCGUUGAUUAUUGGAGUCAGGUGUGUUAGGUGUCAAAGUUUUGCCCCAGCUAUCAGGCCCACGAGGACUGGAAUUGCCCACCCUCAGUCUAGUCCCUCCUAACAGAAUAUUAUAUGGGGUAAGGGUCUAAUCCCUCCGAACAGAACAUUAUAUGGGGUAAGGGUCUAAUCCCUCCUAACAGAACAUUAUAUGGGGUAAGGGUCUAGUCCCUCCUAACAGAACAUUUAAAUGGGGUAAGGGUCUAGUCCCUCCUAACAGAACAUGAUAUUGGGGUACGGGUCUAGUCCCCCUAACAGAACAUUUAAAUGGGGUAAGGGUGUAAUCCCUCCUAACAGAACAUUAUAUGGGGUAAGGGUCUAAUCCCUCCUAACAGAACAUUAUAUUGGGUAAGGGUCUAAUCCCUCCUAACAGAACAUUAUAUGCGGUAAGGGUCUAGUCCUUCCUAACAGAACAUUAUAUUGGGGUACGGGUCUAGUCCCCCUAACAGAACAUUUAAAUGGGGUAAGGGUCUAGUCCCUCCUAACAGAACAUUUAAAUGGGGUAAGGGUCCAGUCCCUCCUAACAGAACAUUUAAAUGGGGUAAGGGUCUAGUCCUUCCUAACAAAACAUUAUAUUGGGUAAGGGUCUAGUCCCUCCUAACAGAACAUUAUAUUGGGGUAAGGGUCUAGUCCCUCCUAACAGAACAUUUAAAUGGGGUAAGGGUCUAGUCCCACCUAACAGAACAUUAUAUUGGGUAAAGGUCUAGUCCCUCUUAACAGAACAUUAUCCCCAUGUCUUUCUCUCUUGUUUUGUAUAGAUGAUCACUUUUUUCACUUGUUCAGAGGCCUCCUGGAAGUACACAUCUCAAAGACAUUAUUGCUCUCUGUUGUCAAGAUGCCACCCUCAUUACACUACAGUAUGUAGCCAUGUUGUCCAAUGUCAACCAGGAGAGAACAUACAACCAACCACACGUACACUUUUUGUAUUCAAGAAAGACGAACCUCCCUCUCUACUGCUUCUCUCUUGUCCUCAAUCUUUUUUUUCUUUUUUUAAUAUUGCCAAGUUUCCACGAAUGUGUGGCGGAGGUAGAAAUCUACUGUGAAAAUAAUUAAACUUUGGGUCAACCUGAAGGCUGCUAACCCCAGGACUCUCCAGACUGUCCCUUCCGCAAGCUGAGGCUCUCUCCCUGGGCAGCUUAGCCCUCGCUGGGUCCCUAGGUCUCCCUGGGCCAUGGAGGUCCCCCAUGGUGUCGCUCAGUGUAAAAGUGCCCUUUUAUCUCUGUCUGUAACCUGCAUCUAAUGUCACAGAGCUGUGUGUCUGUCUGUGACCUGCAUCUAAUGUCAUGGAGCUGUGUGUCUGUCUGUGAUCAGCAUCUAAUGUCAUGGAGCUGUGUGUCUGUCUGUGACCUGCAUUGAAUGUCACAGAGCUGUGUGUCUGUCUGUGACCUGCAUCUAAUGUCAUGGAGCUGUGUCUGUCUGUGAUCAGCAUCUAAUGUCAUGGAGCUGUGUCUCUGUCUGCGACCUGCAUUGAAUGUCAUGGAGCUGUGUGUCUGUCUGUGACUUGCAUUGAAUGUCAUGGAGCUGUGUCUGUCUGUGACCUGCAUUGAAUGUCAUGGAGCUGUGUGUCUGUCUGUGGCCUGCAUUGAAUGUCAUGGAGCUGUGUGUCUGUCUGUGACCUGCAUUGAAUGUCAUGGAGCUGUGUGUCUGUCUGUGGCCUGCAUUGAAUGUCAUGGAGCUGUGUGUCUGUCUGUGACCUGCAUUGAAUGUCAUGGAGCUGUGUGUCUGUCUGUGACCUGCAUUGAAUGUCAUGGAGCUGUGUGUCUGUCUCUUUGUGCUCUCAAGUUGUCAAGGAACGACAGACUUUCUGAGACUUGAGAACUAGCUAACUUUUGGAUUGAUGAAUGUGUCAAAUCCAUUUUCGAAUCUUCGAACAAACUUUAUCGAUCCACUGGAGAAGCUUGUUGUCAUCUCUCCUCACACUCUGCAGUAUUACAAACAUCACAUAAAGAAUGAACAUAUUUCUUUGGUUAUAUUUUUUUAAUUUAUUUAGGUUUCAUUUUCUCAUUUUGAGUUUUCACAUUUACAGCUGAAGGAUAUUUAAAAAUCUGAGGGGGGGAAACAUUUUUACAAAAAAAAAAAAGAGUUCCUCAGAUGACCAAUAGAUGCUUCUUUUGGUAUAUUUUAGUGGGUAUAGAAAAUAUAAAUAUAUAUAUAUAUAUAAAUAUAUUAUUGAUGGUUUUUUUCUACAUAGUUGUUGACAUUGUGUUUCAUGAGGUAUUUCCGGUCUGUUUACAUGUUUGUCUUUUAUGUUUAUUGUUUCUAAUCCAGAAAUCAUACUAAUAAUCAGUUGGACUUGUGAUCGACCAGCAGCACUUGGUCUUUCCUCUCCGUAUCAGAUGCACAGUAGGAGGAGGAGCUUGGCCCGUUGAUAUCAAACUGUCUGCUCUAGAUAAAUAAAGCAGUGUGGUGCAACAUGACAA
This is a messenger RNA of Oncorhynchus masou masou (cherry salmon), 7943 nucleotides long. RefSeq names its product insulin receptor-like. Lineage: Eukaryota; Metazoa; Chordata; Actinopteri; Salmoniformes; Salmonidae. The transcript is spliced from 23 exons. Gene Ontology annotation, biological process: cell surface receptor protein tyrosine kinase signaling pathway; positive regulation of phosphatidylinositol 3-kinase/protein kinase B signal transduction; protein autophosphorylation. Gene Ontology annotation, molecular function: ATP binding; insulin receptor activity; insulin receptor substrate binding. The record is from RefSeq and is a predicted model, not a curated record. The coding region runs from base 1112 to 5344 and encodes 1410 amino acids. Gene Ontology annotation, cellular component: plasma membrane; axon; insulin receptor complex.